UUAUUAUUAUUAUUAUUAUUAUGUAUGAAAAUCUGAGUGAUUGGCUUGUUAAACAACUUUUACCAUCUAGACCUGAUCCAAGAUUAUCAAAUUAUCCAUUAAUGUCUACAUGGACACCAACUGCAGUUAUCUCAUUCACUUAUUGUAUCAUUGUAUAUAUAUGGCGUAAAAAAUUAAUACAAAAAUACAAUAAACAAAAGAUUGAAUCAAAUUUAAAUGGAACUAUUUAUAAAAGAAUAAAUAGAAAACAAUCGAUUAAUUAUUAUAUGGCAUUAUAUAAUUUUAGUAUGGUUAUAUUCUCUACAUAUUUAUCAAUAUCUAGUUUAAUCUUAAUACGUCAACUUGAUUAUGGUUUAGGUUGUAUUGAAUUACCAGAUCCUAAUGAUAAACGUACUGAUUAUUUAGUUUAUUAUGGUUAUUUAUAUUUUUUUUCAAAAUUUAUAGAAAUGUUAGAUACAAUAUUCUUUUUAUAUCGUGGUAAAGUUGAUCAAGUUACAUUUUUACAUGUAUUUCAUCAUGCAUCCAUGCCACCAUCAGUAUGGUGGGGUUUAAAAUAUGCACCUGGUGGUUUAUUAUAUAUGUUUCCAUUAAUCAAUAGUUUUGUUCAUAUUAUUAUGUAUACAUAUUAUGGUUUAGCAUCAAUUGGUUAUUAUCAAUUAUUAUGGUGGAAAAAUUAUGUUACAUUAAUACAAUUAAUACAAUUUUUAUGGUUUAUAAUACAUCAAGGACAAUUUCUAUUAUAUAAUAAUAAUUGUAAUUUCCCAAAAAUAUUCCCUAUUAUUGUAUGUUUAUAUUCUUUUUUAUUUUUUAUAUUAUUUUUAAAUUUUUAUAUAAAAGCUUAUUGGAAAAAAGAACGUUUAGUUAAAAUAUUAAAAAAUGAAUAAGAAAAAGAAAACAAAAAAGAAAACAAAAACAAAAACAAAAACAUAAAAGAAAAGAAAAGAAACAUGAUCCAUAAUCAAUAAUUUAAAUAAAAAUUUUUAAAAAAACAACAGUAAUAUGAUAUAUUACGUAAUGAAAGAAAUCGAUUGAAUGAUUU
Messenger RNA from Schistosoma spindalis, 1039 nucleotides. The record is from the annotation of a GenBank genome assembly. NCBI's taxonomy places the organism in Eukaryota, Metazoa, Platyhelminthes, Trematoda, Strigeidida, Schistosomatidae.